This is a messenger RNA of Spodoptera frugiperda (fall armyworm), 3490 nucleotides long. RefSeq names its product annexin B9 (gene AnnIX). The record is from RefSeq and is a predicted model, not a curated record. NCBI's taxonomy places the organism in Eukaryota, Metazoa, Arthropoda, Insecta, Lepidoptera, Noctuidae. Gene Ontology annotation, cellular component: cytoplasm. Gene Ontology annotation, molecular function: calcium-dependent phospholipid binding; calcium ion binding. The transcript has 7 exons. The coding region runs from base 139 to 1128 and encodes 329 amino acids.
GAACCAAAGGUUGGCAAGAGCGAGAGGCGAAAGGUUCCCCGUCCGUCGGUGCGGAGAUCGGUCGACCAGUUUUACCGUCGACGGAUUCUCGUUCUGUUGUGAGUUUGGGUGUGUCGCUGACUAAAAGAAUCUAUCAACAUGAGUGGACAACAGUACUACCCCUACAAGUGCACCCCCACCGUGUACCCAGCGGAGCCCUUUGACCCCGCUGCGGAUGCCGAGACCCUCCGUAAGGCCAUGAAAGGCCUGGGAACAGAUGAGAAGGCCAUCAUUGACGUGCUGUGCAGACGAGGAAUCGUCCAGCGUUUGGAGAUCGCCGAAACCUUCAAGACUAACUACGGCAAGGACUUAAUCAGUGAGCUGAAGAGCGAACUGACUGGUAACUUGGAGAAUGUGAUCGUGGCCUUGAUGACCCCUCUUCCCCACUACUACGCCAAGGAACUGCACGACGCUGUCUCCGGACUCGGCACUGAUGAGGAGGCCAUUAUUGAGAUCCUCUGCACCCUCUCCAACUACGGAAUCCGUACCAUCUCAGCAUUCUACGAACAGCUGUACAACAAGAGCUUGGAAUCAGAUCUGAAGGGUGACACAUCUGGCCACUUCAAGAGGCUGUGUGUGUCUCUGUGCAUGGCCAACCGUGAUGAGAACCAGGGAGUAGACGAAGGUGCUGCCAAGGCUGACGCGGAGGCGCUGGCGUCUGCCGGCGAGGGCCAGUGGGGCACUGACGAGUCUGUCUUCAACUCCAUCCUUAUCACACGUUCUUACCAACAACUUAGACAGAUCUUCGCUGAAUACGAGGCACUGACUGGCAAGGAUAUCGAAGAAACCAUCAAGAAGGAAUUCUCUGGAAGCAUCGAAAAGGGCAUGCUUGCUAUCGUGAAAUGCGUGAAGAGCAAAGUAGGCUUCUUCGCUGAGCGCCUGUACUACUCCAUGAAGGGAUUGGGAACCAACGACAAGACCCUCAUCAGAAUUGUCGUGAGCCGCUCUGAGAUCGACCUCGGAGACAUCAAGCAGGCCUUCCUCGACAAAUAUGGCAAACCCCUCGAGAGCUGGAUCGCUGUAAGUCACUUACCCUAUUCAUUUAGUUUCGCUUACAUUUGGGAACCAUUCAUUCCAACAAUUACCUGAAUUCAUAUGCAAAUUGGGAUUUUAUGGUUUAUCAUAGCAUCCAUUUGCUUCAAUUGACUUUAAUUGGUGUUCCUAAAGACCACAUUUUUCAGACAUAUGACCUCUUAAAUCAGACAUAGCUAUUAACCCGAGUUAAUUGAAGCCGAUGCGCUAAAAUGUUUAUUUUGUAAAUUUAUUGUUAGAUUCAAUGUUCUUUCUUUUCAAUUUAUUUUGUAUUUAUGAUUUAUAUGUAUAGUGGCUAUAUUACCAACCCCAUAUAACAUUUCAAAAUCUAACAUUUCAAUUAAAUAAAAGACGAUUCAUUGAUAUUAACCUCUCAUACUUAUGAUCAACGUUGCAAUUCAUAUCUAAGACCACAAAACAAUCGCACCACCGACACCAUCGUCCACAUACUGUUAUCUUCAUUCACUAUAUUAAAUACACUGUAUAUCUGUGUAUAGUAUCAACCUAUCUACUUGUUUACUAACAGCACGAAUGUUUGUGGUAUUUCUCAACUAUGAAACUGACCCAAUAUUUAUGAUUUGUACAAGAAUUCGUCACGUCUGAGCUUCACUAAAAUACUUUACAAUGCGCAUGUGGGGUGUGUAACGUGUAGAGCCACUCGACCCAUGUAGCCAACGCUCUGCAGAUUACUAUAUUCAGUUUCAUCUAAUAACUAAAAAUAUAUUUAACAGACUAUACAGAUCUAUUUAUAGUAUAUCUAUGUCAAAGAGAUUUCAACAUUAUUUAUUUCGUUUUAUUUUUAGUGUGAGUUUUAUUUUUCGAUUUGUGUUUUCGUGUAUUUGCUAACAAUGUGAUCAUCUAAGGUGAUAAAACACUUGACUAAAAUAUAUGUCUUGACUAUGAUAGACUUGUAGAAUAGUGGCCCAUUUUGGUUACAGGAUGACACUUCUGGAGAUUACAAGAAGGCUCUGUUGACUCUUGUUGAAUAGAUUGAGAAUGUGGUCACGAGGUGUCUCCGGGCAACGAUUGCGAUAACCACCUAUCUCGUUACUAUAAGUUUGUCGGUCAAUUUGUUAGGUUACGAAGUGAUCUGUUAGGGUACGGGCACACUGACGACUCUCCCGCCCCAAGCUCAAUGCACUACAUCUCCCGCGGGCCGUGUACUCCAUCCUAGCGGUCAGUUGAGUCUUCAGCGUGCCAUAUCUUUAGGUUAUCCUCGUCAGGAAUAAGUUUUAUUAAAAUGAUCUGUAUAUUUUGCUUCCUAUUAGCCUUACUCACGUUCAUAUAAUAUUCUUUGCACUGUAGCUAACUGCUUCGUGUCGUGUGCGUGCAUGAGGGUAGUGGUACACGAUGGCUCGUGUCCCUGUGACUCACUUUUACAAGUAGUUGUUACAAUUUUUCAGGAGGAAUUAGGAGGACAUCUCGGUCAUCUCCUGUCGACACUGUGCUAUUAAAGCUUCACCAAUCCUAACAUGUAACACUCAGUAUUACGAGCGUCUUGUCAUGUGUGUGAUGCUGCAGUGUGAAGUUAUAUUCUAAUCAUAAUAUUAAGCGUGUCAGCACACACCGAGUACAAUCACCUAUGUUGCAUUUUAAAGACAUUUAUUUAAUUUAAUUUUAUAAAGGAACGUGCUAGUAUCUUUUUUCCAAUAUUUGUUUAUACCUAGGUAUAAUAUAUUAUUUUACUUUACUUGCUGUGCCCUUUUUUUGUCUCACCUAACACCUGAAUCUAACCAGUGAACAACGAACAUUUCUUUCACAAAUAAAAUUAAACACAAACCUCGAAUAAAUUGUUCCUGAGUUAGAUCUGCACAAGCUGUCGGACGAUGCAUUUUAUACGUUUACGUUAAGAUUUAUUUUGUGAUAACAUUUCGAAUAUUUUUUGUGAAUAAACAAUCAUAAGUAUGGGCCAGUUUCUCUUUAUAUUUAGUGCAAACUGCGCAAGCGGUAGAUUCAUUUCGGUAUUCUUUGCAGGAUGACCUAACGGGUGACUUCAGGAAUGUGCUAGUCACACUUUGUGCUUAAUCCUGCAGAAUGAAUUAUAUUUUUUUAUUAAAGAUAUUAUUAUUUUUAUACACGUAACUGUUUGGCUUGGCAUGCUAUGUGAUCGAAGUAAUCGAACUAAGCUAACGUUACAAAGUACAAUGUAAUAAUUUGCAGGAUGAUACGAAAGGCGACUACAAACGCGUGUUACUCACUCUAGUGUCGUAACUCGUAGAGAACGCAUAAUACAACGCGAUGAGAUCCUACCGGAUACUUCCGUAAACUUGCUACUGCCUUUACAUUGUAUAACUGUUGAGAUGUUUUAGAAAUUGAAGCUUGAAUAUUUUGUGAAAAUGAUAUAUUUAUUGGUGCUCUAGUUUUGUUUACAAUAUACACAAUAUUUACAUUAAUUAUUAAUUAAACUACUAUGUAUGUU